Messenger RNA from Vombatus ursinus (common wombat), 6259 nucleotides. RefSeq names its product GREB1-like protein. The record is from RefSeq and is a predicted model, not a curated record. Gene Ontology annotation, biological process: multicellular organism development; kidney development. The transcript is spliced from 33 exons. The coding region runs from base 37 to 5907 and encodes 1956 amino acids. Lineage: Eukaryota; Metazoa; Chordata; Mammalia; Diprotodontia; Vombatidae.
GUGUCUCAGAAAGGUUAACACAUAGAAGCCAAGAUCAUGGGGAAUUCAUAUGCAGGGCAACUGAAAUCUGCCCGAUUUGAAGAAGCCCUUCAUAAUUCAAUAGAAGCAUCCCUGAGAUGUAGUAGUGUUGUACCAAGGCCAAUUUUUUCUCAGCUCUAUUUGGACCCUGACCAGCACCCCUUCUCUCCUGCAGAUGUCAAGCCCAAAGUGGAAGAUCUGGAUAAAGAACUGGUACACCGCUACACUCAAAAUGGGAGUUUGGACUUUUCUAACAACCCAACUGUUAAUGAAAUGGAAGAUGAAGAUGAAGAUGAAGAAAUGUCAGAUUCAAAUAGCCCACCAAUUCCCUAUUCACAAAAGCCUGCCCCAGAAGGGUCUUGCACUACAGAUGGUUUUUGUCAAGCAGGAAAAGAUUUACGUUUAGUGUCCCUGUGUAUGGAACAAAUUGAGAUCCCAGCAGGUUUCCUGCUAGUGGGUGCCAAGUCUCCAAAUCUUCCCGAACAUAUUUUAGUUUGUGCUGUAGACAAGAGAUUCCUGCCAGAUGAUCAUGGAAAAAAUGCACUUUUAGGGUUUUCUGGAAACUGCAUAGGCUGUGGAGAAAGAGGAUUUCGGUAUUUCACGGAGUUUUCCAACCAUAUCAACUUAAAGCUCACCACACAGCCAAAAAAGCAGAAGCACUUAAAGUACUACCUGGUCAGAAGUUCCCAGGGUGUCCUGUCAAAGGGGCCUCUGAUCUGUUGGAAAGAAUGUAGAAGCCGACAAUCCUCUGCUGCUUGCCACUCUGCUAAACCAAAUUCUUCAGUGUCAUCAACGGUAACCCCAGAAAAUGGAACAACAAAUGGAUACAAAUCAGGAUUCACCCAAACAGACUCACCAGUCCUCAGUCCAGCUAAUUCAGCUGUUAAUUUAAGUGGAACUCAGGAUCUGCCCAGGAACAAGAACCUUGUGAAACCACUGGCUUUAUCUUUGCAGAUUGUAGGGAAGACGUUCACUUCAGAUGCUGCUAAUGGGAACAGUAGUAAUGGAGGGAGAACAACUACGUCCAGUUCCACCCCUGCUCGCCCGAUGCCUCAUUCUGUGUCACCCAGACCUGUCUAUGCUGCAGGAGACCAAGCAUCCAUGUCCAGUUCAGGGCCACCAAAGAAACGACAUCGGGGAUGGUAUCCUGGAUCACCUGUCCCUCCACCUGCUAUAGUUGUUCCCGUUCCUACAGUCCGACCUCUUGCAAGAACUGAGCCCCUUUUGUCUGUUCCUGUUCCGCAGUCCAUGUUAACUGGAAUUUUACAACCUCGGCCCAUUCCUGCAGGGGAAACUGUAAUUGUUCCUGAAAACUUGCUGAGUAACUCAGGAGUCAGACCGGUGAUUCUGAUAGGUUAUGGCACUUUACCCUAUUUCUAUGGAAAUGUUGGUGAUAUUGUAGUCAGUCCCUUGCUUGUGAAUUGCUACAAGAUUCCACAUCUGGAAAAUAGAGAAUUGGAGCAGUUGGGAUUGAAUGGAAGCCAGUUAUUAAGCGUGGAAAACAUGAUUCUUCUAACUAUACAGUAUCUUGUGCGGCUGGGUCCUGAUCAGAUACCUCUCAGGGAAGAAUUUGAGCAGAUCAUGCUGAAAGCUAUGCAGGAAUUUACUCUUAGAGAGAGAUCCUUGCAGAUGAGUGCUCAGUGCAUCUCUGUGUCACCAGGUCAGCUCCCCUGGCUUGCUAGACUAAUUGCCAGUGUAUCUCAAGAUCUGGUUCAUGUGAUUGUCACCCAGAAUUCUCUGGCUGAGGGCAUUUCAGAGACACUGAGAACUCUCAGUGAAAUGAGACAUCAACAAAGACUACCAGACUACGUGGUGGCAAUCUGCUCAUCAAAGAUCAGAGGAAAUGAAUUUUGUGUGGUGGUCCUAGGUCAGUAUCAGUCCAGAGCCUUGGCAGAGAGCAUGCUUACCACAAGUGAGUUUUUGAAAGAGAUUAGUUAUGAGCUCAUCACAGGAAAGGUCAGUUUCCUGGCAUCCCAUUUCAAAAACACCUCUUUAGGUGAUGAUCUAGAUAAAUUACUAGAGAAAAUGCAGCAGAGAAGAGGGGACAAUGUGGUUACCCCUUUCAAUGGCGAUGUUAAUGAAUGUGUAUCAUCUCAGGAGGCAGCCGCCAUGAUUCCCACACAGAACUUGGAUGUAGAUAAUGACACCUUCCAAAUUUAUCAACCACAGCUCACAGUUGCCAGAAAACUCUUAUCUCAGGUGUGUGCCAUAGCGGACAGCGGCAACCAAAGCCUGGACCUGGGCCACUUCAGCAAGGUGGAUUUUAUCAUUAUAGUCCCACGUUCAGAAAUUCUAGUACAACAAACUCUUCAACGAAUUCGACAAUCAGGUGUUCUUGUAGACUUGGGUCUGGAAGAAAAUGGAUCGGCUUAUCAGAGAGCAGAGAAAUAUGUUGUUCGGCUGGAUAAUGAGAUUCAAAGCAAGUUUGAAGUUUUUAUGAGAAGAGUCAAACAGAAUCCAUACACACUGUUUGUCUUGGUUCAUGACAACUCUCAUGUGGAGCUGACAAGUGUCAUCUCGGGCUCCCUGUCCCAUGGGGAACCGAGUCAUGGGUUGGCUGAUAGAGUUAUUAAUUGCCGAGAAGUCCUCGAAGCCUUCAACCUUCUUGUGCUCCAAGUUAGCUCCUUCCCAUAUGCCAUGCAAACGCAACAGUCCAGAAUAAGCUCUGCCAAUGAGGUGCAUUGGAUACCACUGGAUAGUGUGGAGGACAUGGGCAGUGAGGAGAAGCUGUAUUUUGGCUUGAAUGAGUACAGCAAGUCCCUGCAGUGGGGAAUCACUAGUCCACUUCUAAGAUGUGACGAAACGUUUGAGAAAAUGGUCAACACGCUCUUAGAAAGGUACCCCAGGCUUCAUAGCAUGGUCAUUCGCUGCUACCUUCUCAUUCAACAGUACUCAGAAGCAUUGAUGGCCCUCACCACCAUGGCAUCUCUCCGAGACCACAGUACUCCAGAAACACUCAGCAUCAUGGAUGACCUCAUCAGCUCGCCAGGAAAGGACAAGAGUGGGCGGGGGCACAUGCUGAUCAUCAGGGUGCCUUCAGUGCAGCUGGCUAUGCUGGCAAAGGAGAGGUUGCAGGAGGUGCGGGAUAAGCUGGGCCUCCAGUACCGCUUUGAAAUCAUCCUUGGGAACCCAGCUUCAGAACUAAAUGUUGCCAGUCACUUCGUGGCACGGUUAAAGAGUUGGAGAAGAAAUGAACAAGAAGAAUGGAUCCCUCGGACCUAUCAGGAUUUAGAAGGUCUACCUUGUAUUGUAAUAUUAACUGGAAAAGACCCUCUUGGAGAAACUUUUCCCAGGUCCUUGAAGUACUGUGACCUCCGGUUAAUUGACUCGAGCUAUUUAACUCGAACCGCCUUAGAACAGGAGGUGGGCCUGGCAUGUUGCUAUGUCUCUAAGGAAGUCAUCCGAGGGCCCAUCGUUGCUCUGGAUCUUAGUGAGAAGGAGCAUGAGAGAACCAGUGUCAGCGAAAAUGACUCUGAUGAGCUGCUGAUUGAUUUGGAAAGGCCCCAGAGCAAUAGCAGUGCAGUCACUGGAACUUCAGGUUCCAUAGCAGAGAACGGAGUGAGUUCCUCUUGUGCAGCCCAGAAGCAAAGUUUCCAAAAUGCAGCCAACAGCUCAAGGCUUGAUGAAGGGGUUACUCCAGAAUCCCCCCCGGGAGAACCUUUGAAGCAAGAGUGUGAUUCCCUGGGCCAUCAGAUGGCAAGCAGCACCACCUCCAAGCCUUCCUCUUCCUCCUCCACAUCCCGGACUUUCCAGUGGCCGGGGCAACCCGCCAAAGGCUGCAGGGGUUUGCAUGUGUCCCUUCCACGCAUUGUGAUACUGUCCAAAGCUGCCUACUGCCUCCUGGGCGCUCAGAGGAGUGGGCAGUUGCCUUCCUCUUCUUCCCUCCUUCCCCACGCUGACGUGUCAUGGGUGAGCUCUUUGAGACCCUUUCUGCACAAGGAUAUGACCAGUGAGGAGCAGUCCCUGUACUACCGCCAGUGGACAGCUGCCCGGCAGCAUCAUGCUGACUACAGCAACCAGGGGGAUGCCACUGGCUCCCGGAGCUUCCAUCCCCGCAGGCUGCUGCUCACAGGGCCCCCACAGGUGGGAAAGACUGGCUCCUAUCUGCAGUUCCUAAGGAUUCUCUUCCGCAUGCUCAUCAGGUUACUGGAGGUCGAUGUGUAUGACGAGGAAGAGAUUAAUAUCAGUCACAGUGAGAACAGUGAGAUCACUCUGUCGGAAAGGGAUCCGUGGCCCGACAUUGAGAACUUCGGCAAAAUGCCUUUUGAUGUCAGUGUACAUGAUCCCAAGUACAAUCUGAUGAGUCCAGUGUUCACUGAAAAGUUGGCUGGAAUCAAGCAAGAAGCAAAAAAGGAUGCCAAAUUUGAGGAGUCCAGGAAACGGGAAACCAUCUCCAUGAUGCUGACCAAGUAUGCUGCUUACAACACGUUCCAUCACUGCGAACAAUGCCACCAGUACAUGGACAUCAGCCCUGCAUCCCAGAUGUCCGAUUCUACCCUUCACGCAUUCACAUUCUCUUCCUCCAUGUUGGGAGAAGAGGUUCAGCUCCACUUCAUCAUCCCCAAAUCCAAAGAAAGCCAUUUUGUCUUCAGCAAGCAAGGCAAACACCUGGAGAGUAUGCGGCUGCCUCUGGUGUCUGACAAGAAUUUGAGCGUUGUCAAGAGCCCGAUCUUCACUCCCUCCAGCGGACGACACGAACAAGGCCUGCUCAACCUUUACCAUGCAAUGGAAGGCAUCAGCCACCUUCACCUCCUAGUGAUCAAGGAGUAUGAGAUGCCACUAUAUCGCAAGUACUGGCCCAACCACAUUAUGCUGGUGCUUCCCGGCACAUUCAACAAUGCUGGUGCUGGUGCUGCAAGGUUCCUCAUUAAGGAGCUCUCCUACCACAACCUCGAACUGGAGAGAAGCCGCCUGGAGGAACUGGGAGUCAAACGCCAAUGCGUCUGGCCUUUCAUAGUGAUCAUGGAUGACUCCUGUGUCCUGUGGAACAUUCACAGUGCCCAGGAACCGUCCAGCCAGCCCAUGGAUUCAGGAAUUACCAGUAAGAAUGUGUCCUUAAAGACUGUCCUGCAGCAUCUUGAAGCCACCCCAAAGAUUGUGCAUUAUGCCAUCCUGGGGAUACAGAAGUGGAACAGCAAGCUGAGUUCUAGAAGCCUCAAGUCUCCCUUCUCUCGGUGCCAUGUACAUGACUUCGUACUGCUCAAUAUAGACUUGACGCAGAAUGUGCAAUAUGAUCUCAACAGGUACUUUUGUGAAGAUGUUGACUUUAACUUGAGAACCAACAGCAGUGGUCUGCUUAUUUGCCGAUUUAACAACUUCAGUCUCAUGAAAAAACACAUCCAGGUUGGAGGACAAAAGGACUUCAACGUCAAACCAAAAAUCAGUCUACCUGAAAGUGUAGCACCCAUCUUGCCUCUUCAGUACGUCUGCGCUCCAGACAGUGAGCAUACUCUCCUAGCAGCUCCAGCCCAGUUUCUCCUUGAGAAGUUCCUUCAGCAUGCCACAUACAAACUCUUCCCAAAAGCCAUCCAUAAUUACAGGAGCCCCAUCUUGGCCAUCGAUUGCUACCUGAACGUUGGACCAGAGGUGGCCAUAUGCUAUGUGAGCUCAAGACCACACUCCAUCAAUGUCAACUGUGAAGGGGUAUUUUUCAGCGGACUUCUUUUGUACCUCUGUGACUCUUUCGUAGGUGCUGACCUUCUUAAGAAAUUUAAGUUCCUCAAAGGUGCUACCUUGUGUGUCAUCUGCCAAGAUAGAAGUUCUUUACGGCAAACAAUUGUCCGCUUAGAACUAGAAGACGAAUGGCAGUUCCGACUUAGGGACGAAUUUCAAACAGCCAACAGCAGCGAGGACAAGCCUCUCUACUUUCUUACUGGACGCCAUGUCUGAGCGAGAGAAGGACCAGAAUUGAGGUGUGGGAGGGAGGAGGCAGAUGAUCAAGUGGGAUUUCUUUUUCUUUCUUAAGUACAAUCACUGUGGAGCAAAGUGCAACUGUUGUGACUUUAGGAUGCCCUCCAAAGACCCACACACACCUGACCUGGAUACCCCAAGGGCAUCAAUGCCACUUCAGCUCCAAUACCAGGACCUGGGAUUUUAGGGUGACUCCACCCUAGACAGUUAUGCAAACUACUUAGAAAACGGCCUGCCAGCUGUGACUGAAGUGACACACUUUGGACAAUGAAGAGCUUGAGGCUCUCAGAGUCGUUUUGUUUUGUUGUUUUUUUGAGGGGUGUUUUGUUUC